AUGGAAGAGUCUAGCAACGGCCUUCGCAGGCGACACGUCGCGGCGAGCGAUGAACACGACGAAAUCGCGGGCAGACUGGCAAACAUGGACAUGAAAGAGACAGAAAUGCCUCAAUUGCAUGAUUCACGACGCGAAAACGCGAGUGACGACACGGUCUGGGGCAAAGUCGACGACGGAAAGCCCUUCAAGGUGCCUACAACACACGACGUCAUGACCUUGUUCAACCCGUACUAUCCGAAGUCUCAUUUCGAUGUCCUUUCCCUCUUUUUGCUGGGCUCUCAGCUCGUCAUCUGUGGCUGGUUCCUCCACCUACACAGACUAAACCCCCAAUGGGGUGCGCAAAAGGCGGCAAAGGGCUUCUUCCUCGUCUAUUUUAUGUUCUGGAGAGCCAUGUACGACGCAGGCCUGGGCUGGGUCUUGACAAAGCAGAGCAAGAAGAAGUGGAUCGUCAAUCUCGUCAAACGAGCGGGAUGGUUUGACAAGGAGAAGAAUCCUCACACCCGCGCAUGGUUGAAGCGGCAGCUAGUCGUCAAGAUGGGAAGCGACUACGACUUUGAGGAUCUUCCACUAGAGUACAAUACCUGGCUCCUCUUCCGCCAGGUUGUCGACAUCAUUCUCCUCAACGAUUUCCUCUCUUACGUCCUCUUUGCUAUCUGCAAUCUGGAUUUUCUCUUCCCUGGAGCAUCCAGAUCCCACUCGUCCACGAUCAACUCGCCUGGCAUGGUCUUCCUCCGUCUCCUUGGAGGCGUCGCAUUACUUUUAUUCAAUCUCUGGGUCAAGACUUCUGCCCACGAUGUCGUCAAGGACUAUGGCUGGUACUGGGGUGAUUGCUUCUUCUCCCGUGGACACCUUCGCAAAUCGACCAAAAUCCACGACGCUUCCGGACUAGACCUUCACGGAGAAGAGAAAGAGUCACAGGAACUCCACUUUGAUCUCGUCUUUGACGGAAUCUUUGAGAUGGCGCCGCACCCCAUGUACUCGGUUGGGUACGCAGGGUACUACGGCGUGUCCCUCCUUGCUGGGUCCUAUUCUGUACUCUUCGUCUCACUGGCUGCCCACGCUGCUCAGUUUGCGUUCUUAAACUUUUUCGAGAAUCCGCAUAUCGAGCGCCGCUACGGUGUGCGUAGGGCAUUAGCAGAGCGCGUGCCGAUCGUUCCAUCCACCCGAUCAAGAAAUCCGUCCAGCACGACCCUAAUGGACCACGCCAGAGUAGAAGGGAACGGCCAAGUCGACCACUCACUCCCACGUUCUCGGUCCGUGUCCUUAGGCACAGCGGAAGAUUCAACAGCAAUCGACUCGGAUGACAAUGAUGAGGACUUUCUCUCUGAACGAGAGGCACACGCUGCUAUAUCUCCUGAUGCGGAAAUUGUCGCCAGUAUUACGCCUCCAAAUGGAGUUGUCGAGGUCAUGCAAGAGGCAGUCACUCAGCAUGACCUGUUAAACAAGUUUUUCCGUAAAGACGUCAUUAUCCUCGGUGGUCUGGAUCUUCUCCGUUCGUCCGAUCAACUGCUCGUCUUCCUCACAACAUAUAUUCUUAUCCUAUCGAUAUUGCCUCGGCUCAAUCUCACGCAAAGUACCAUCACCAAGUUGCAUUUCUUGCAUGCAUUCGCGUGGCGAAUGUACUACUCUCUCAUACUCGGGCUCAUUCUCAAGGCACAGUCGGAAUCCAAAUUUCUCGUCCGACACUUUUUGAAGAACUAUCACUAUGCACCGCUCUCCUUGACAGACUCUCCUCGUGGGCGUGGUGACCGAGGUGUCAAGGAAGGUGCUGUUCGGGAAGCAUUUGAUAACUGGAAGGGAAUGUAUAAUAUGGGUAUGGUCAUGUGCUAUGUUUCCUUCAUUGGAUUCGCCUUGCAAACGUACACUUUGCCCACCGAAUGGACGGUGGGUGACGUCUUGCUUCGUCACACCGUCGGUGCUCUCUUGAUUGCACUCCAUAUGUGGGCGGCCAAGGAGACAUUCGAGGUUCUUGGCAAAUUUGGAUGGUUCUUUGGUGACUUUUUCAUCGACGAUUUCCCAACGUCGCUCAACUAUACUGGAAUCUAUCGGUUCCUCAAUAAUCCAGAGAGAACCUUGUCCGGUGCUGCUCUACUCGGUCUCGCUUUGAUCACAGGCAACAAGGCCGUAUUUGCCCUUGCGUUUAUUGGCCAUUUUGCGCACUGGGGCUUCCUGAGCUGGGUUGAAGGACCUCAUAUGCAAAAGCUUUACGGUGACUCUCUGCGCAAGGACGCGGGCCUUACCAAGAUGCUCAAGAAACUCGCAAGACGGAACGCACGAAUCUUCGAGGGUAUUCGCCAACAACUCACUCUCAUCCUCGAAGAAAGCAGUCUCACUAGCAAGCAUGCAGCAGAACUUCGUAAAGUCGCUCAAGGGGUCAAGGAGGUCGGCGACAAAAUUGGCGAGGUGUAUAGCGAGAGCACAGAAAAGGUCGAGGAAGUUUGGAAACGAUCUCGCCCACGUAUUUCCGAGGUCGUAGCAGAGACAAAGACUCUGAUCCAGCAGUCUAAAGAAAGAUUUGUCAUUCCGAUGCUCGCAAGGGACCUUGCGGACUACGAUCAGACCAAAUACAAGAUGUAUGUGAUCCCAACUAAUCCCGACGGGCAACUGCGCUUCCACUGGGGAGAGCCCAUUCAUGUGGUUUGGAGGAGCCCACUCAAACACUCGAGGCGAGACUGGGUCGGCAUCUAUCGAUACGGCGCUAAUCAGUCACAAGUAAUGACCAAGACGUCGAGUUUGGGACUAUGGGUACCCGUUCAUGACGAAGAAUGGGAGGGUGAUGUUCCACGACCGCUUACAGAUCGAAGCGAAGGCGAGGAUACCGAAUGUGGAGAGCUAGUUUUCAAAAACUCGACGCUUCCAUGGCAAACCGGAGAGUAUGAACUUCGAUAUCACCACGACGGCAAGUACAAUGUCGUCGCCCUCAUUGGUCCUAUCCAGGUUUACCUCGACCGACCAGAGGCAUUGGAUUUCCGAUCCAUCCGCAAUUGGCUCCUGAAGAUUGUCCACUUGGCGCUAGAUUCUGAUCCAUCGCUCGUCCCCCGGUCUCAAACCGCUGCGCCAAACCAGAGCCCAGUACAGCAUCGUCUUCCGGCCUUGCUCGGACGUACUCUCAAUGCCUCCUCGACAUCGGUUGCAACUGCCACUCCAGCAGAGGCCUCUCUUGCAGGUAGCUCGCUCGGCAGCUCAGCAGGCACGCCCGGUGCAUCUUACGACAUUCACGACGACGAUUUCAAAUUUUGGUCAGAAAGGCAAGCGAAGAGGAUUGCGUAUGCAAUCACUCAGGUGCUCGAUAUCGAGUUUGCGCCAGAGGUCAUCGUUGCAGACGCGAACGUGACCGCACUUACGAGGAGAAUCUUGGCGUCUAAAGAGCUACUGGGACCAUAA
Molecule: messenger RNA, 3384 nt
Organism: Serendipita indica DSM 11827
Lineage: Eukaryota; Fungi; Basidiomycota; Agaricomycetes; Sebacinales; Serendipitaceae
Source: the annotation of a GenBank genome assembly